GUAAUCAUUAAAGUCAUGUGAAAACAUCAAACAAAUCUAACAACAAGUUCUGAAUCUGCCAACACAUAGACAGAAGUAAAUUAAACAAUAAUUAAGAACCAAAAAGGAAAUUUCAUAAUCAAACUAUAGAUUAUUAACAAUAUAACAUUAUCACUACAAAAACCAAUUCAUCAUAAAACAAGUCUAUUAUUCUAGUUUAUAGUUUUAUACCCUUUUCUCUUUUACAACUCUCUUUCAUUCCUUAUUUCUAGGAUUCCUAAGUCCACCACCCCACCACCAUCCUCUUCUUAUCAUUACUUCUUUCUCUCUCCUCUUAAAUUUUCCAGUAAAAAAACACAUCACUUUUUUUUUUCCUUUUGAUUUCCCCAAAAUUUCCUUUUCCUCGAUUUUAUACUCAAAUCCUUACAAUUUAUUUUUUGUUACUUACAGUUUUUUUUAUAGCAAAUUUCUACAUUGUUACACAUGUAUGAAUAAUCAGUAAUACUAUACAUUACUGCAAAUCUCCAUUGUUGUAGUAUGCAAUUUUUUUAGAAGAUGAUGAUGCCGGAGAAGUUGGUUAACUCGGUAACUCAGUGGCCGAUUCUCAGGCUAACUCGCCGAGUUGGGGUUCUUGUUUCUGUAGCAUUGUUAGCAUUGUUGCUAGUUUGGAGCAUUGAUCAAUCUGUUGUGUUUGAUUUUCUGAGGUAUCCAAGAGAAACUCUUUCUCAAAAACUACUUGAUAAUAGUACAAAAUCUGCAAAUUCUAAAAAUUCUCAAAAUUCUACAUUAUAUGAUGAAUUUAAUGCUACCCAUGUCAGUUUUUUCAAUGAUAGUGAUGUUUUAUUGCCUAGAAUAGAAAACCCAGAUGAGAUUUUGGUUAAUUCAAGUCAAAGUUUUGUCAAUGUUUCAUCUGGAUUAGACUAUAGAAAUGGUGGUGAUAAUGAUGUUGAUGGUGUUGGUGUGCCUGAGGGGCAAUUAGAGGGGGAUUUGGAUCGAUUUUCGGGUGAAUUUGACCCGAAAGGCGAAACAAGGAACCUGAGUCAUGGUUUGGAUUGGGUGUCAGUUGAGUUUGAGCAGAAUUAUAGCUCAAAUCUGUUGUCUAGGUGGUUGGCACCAGGGGGUGAGGCUUGUAAGGAUUCGAAAACGGUUGAUAUUAGGUUUGUUGGGUUUGAUGAUGGGAAGGAAAUUGUGUUGUCAACUGGGAAUGCUCAUGAGGUUGUUUUUCAGGCAUUGGAUGAGUUGGGAAAUCUUCAUUGUGUUGGAGAUGAUUAUUUUGAGAUUGAUUUGUCGGGUGAAUCAUGGAAAUCGCGGGCACCCAUCAAGGAUUGGGGCAAUGGGACUUACUCAUUUACUCUUCAAGUUCAUCCUGAUUUUCCUGGAACUUAUAACCUCACCAUUAUCCUACUAUUCCGGCACUUUGAAGGACUAAAGUUCUCAACUGCUCGAUUUGGAUAUGAUCAGCAGCUUCGAAAUAUUCCUGUUACGUUUACUGAAUCUGAAGCUAUCUUGCCUGAAUUGCAUUUGUGUAGAAAAUCCGAUUUCAAUAGAGAUGUUUGGACGGGGAGAUGGACAAGACAUGGUAAAAAUGAUGCUUGUGAAAUAAGCAAUGAUGGGCGAUAUAGGUGUUUGGAAUCUGACUAUCCUUGCACUAACCCCUGGUGCAAUGGCUCGUUGGGGAUGCUAGAGAGUAAUGGUUGGGUUUAUUCUGCACAUUGUUCCUUUAGAUUACUCUCUGCUGAUGAUGCCUGGCAUUGCUUAGACAAUCGAUGGCUUUUCUUUUGGGGCGAUUCAAAUCAUGUGGAUACAAUUCGCAACAUUUUGUUCUUCUAUCUUCAUGUUCCAUAUCAGGAACUAGAUAUAGUAUCUAGGCGUUUUGACAAUACUUUUACAAACCCGAAAAAUAAGUCACAGUCUGUUAGAAUUACAAACAUCUUCAAUGGUCAUUGGAACAUGACCAAGAACUAUGAAGGCCUGAAUUCACUAGCAAAUGAAGGAUAUCGGAAUUUGGUGAAGAGCUUCUUCAAUGGAUCUGCUGUACCUGACACUAUCAUUUUGAAUUCAGGUUUACAUGACGGAAUUCAUUGGCAUAAUGUUAGGAGAUUUAUUCAGGGGGCAGAAGACGCAGCUUCAUUCUGGAAAGAGAUUAUGGAAGGAGUGAAGCAGAAGGGUUUAGCAGUAUCGAAUUUUAUCUUCAGGUCUACAAUCACUACAGGAGGAUAUGCUAGAACACUUUCAUUCAAUCCCAGUAAAAUGGAGGUGUUUAAUGGCAUCCUCCUGGACAAACUGAAGGCAGCCGGUUUGAUUACUGGGGUUGUAGAUGAUUUCGACAUGACUUGGGCAUGGCAUUUCGACAAUAGGUGCAAUGAUGGUGUACAUUAUGGAAGAUUUCCAGCAAAAAUGAAAUGGAGAGACGGACAAAUCGGGCACCAAUAUUUUGUUGAUUUGAUGCUCGGCCAAGUUCUGCUGAAUGCUAUCUGUGCAAGAUGACAGUUUUUGUACCAUAAAAUUCAUUUUCGGUUCAAAAUUCUACCCUGGUGGGCGGAAGGAUCCAGUAGAUAAGAGUAUAUUGAGCUAGAAGAAAUUCAAUUCAUUACAAGGUCAAUAGAGCAUCUGUAUAAUGUGUCAAUUUUUUCGUUACCCAAUUGUUUGGUUGAGCUAAAUAUAGGCUAUAUAUGUCAAUAUUCACAGGGUACUCCCUCUGUCAAAGACUAAUAGUCACGUUGAUAGUGCCAUUGAACUACUAACGUGACAAUCAAGUCUGGACGUAGGUUGUACAUUACACGUAUCAAAAUCAUUUGUAUUACUCCGUAUUUGGAGAGACAACCAUGUUUAUGUCAA
Messenger RNA from Chenopodium quinoa (quinoa), 2817 nucleotides. RefSeq lists its product as uncharacterized. The coding region runs from base 535 to 2466 and encodes 643 amino acids. The transcript has 2 exons. NCBI's taxonomy places the organism in Eukaryota, Viridiplantae, Streptophyta, Magnoliopsida, Caryophyllales, Amaranthaceae. The record is from RefSeq and is a predicted model, not a curated record.